CAGCCAGCCGACUCAUUCAAAGCUCCGACUUCGUUGCGUGCACACAGAGUAGUAGUCCCCCGCCUAGUAGUAUCUCUGCGACUGUGGAUUACGCGAGUCUACUUCACCUCAGUCAACGCCACCAACUACACAAGGAGAGUCUCAUCGAAAAUGGUUCUGGAGAUGGAGAUGUCCAAGACCUAUCAGUACCGCAAGGUGAUGAAGCCCAUGCUGGAGCGGAAGCGCCGCGCCAGGAUCAACAAGUGCCUGGACGAGCUGAAGGACAUCAUGGUCGAGUGCCUCACGCAGGAGGGCGAGCACAUCACGCGGCUGGAGAAGGCCGACAUCCUGGAGCUCACCGUGGAGCACAUGAAGAAGCUGCGCGCCCAGAAGCAGCUGCGUCUGUCCAGUGUCUCCGCUGCCAGCCCGGCGGGCCCUCAAGAUCCCAAGCUCAGCAUUGCCGAAAGCUUCCGGGCGGGCUACGUGCAUGCCGCCAACGAGGUGUCCAAGACCCUGGCCGCCGUGCCCGGCGUGAGUGUGGACCUCGGCACCCAGCUGAUGAGUCACCUGGGCCAUCGCCUCAACUACCUGCAAGUGGUGGUUCCCUCGCUGCCCAUCGGAGUGCCCCUCCAGGCUGCCCAGGAGGAUCAGGCCAUGGUCACCCCACCGCCCUCGGAGUGCGGCAGCCUGGAGAGCGGAGCCUGCAGCCCGGCGCCCAGCGAGGCCAGCUCCAGCGCCUCCGGCCCCAUGUGGCGGCCCUGGUGAGCCCUGGACCCCAGCGGAUCUUCACCUGGAUCGCCUUCAAGCGGAAGGCCACUACAAAUCGACGCCCCAAAAGGUGCUGGAAUGGAAACCGCACCGAAGACUGUGGAGCCCCUCAAACGCUGCCCAGGACUAGCUCCUCCAGCAGGCCCGCGCAGGGUCACCCAUCUCUAGCAGAGCCUCAGUUCCCGGCUAUAGAGAUUGCUCACCCAUUGGAAAUGUAGAAAAACCAACCUGAAUAGAACUGAAAAUGAAAAUAAAUGAAAUUCCAACCCAAGAA
This is a messenger RNA of Drosophila biarmipes, 1021 nucleotides long. It is a transcript of the gene E(spl)mbeta-HLH, whose product is annotated as enhancer of split mbeta protein. Gene Ontology annotation, molecular function: DNA-binding transcription factor activity, RNA polymerase II-specific; protein dimerization activity; RNA polymerase II cis-regulatory region sequence-specific DNA binding. Gene Ontology annotation, cellular component: nucleus. Lineage: Eukaryota; Metazoa; Arthropoda; Insecta; Diptera; Drosophilidae. Bases 151 to 744 code for a protein of 197 amino acids. The transcript has a single exon. The record is from RefSeq and is a predicted model, not a curated record. Gene Ontology annotation, biological process: anterior/posterior pattern specification; regulation of neurogenesis; regulation of transcription by RNA polymerase II.